This is a messenger RNA of Closterium sp. NIES-67, 1468 nucleotides long. The record is from the annotation of a GenBank genome assembly. Lineage: Eukaryota; Viridiplantae; Streptophyta; Zygnematophyceae; Desmidiales; Closteriaceae.
CUCGCGUAUCCUUCUGCCACCAUAGCUUUACUCGACCGUCCUUUUAUUUACCCGCAUUUUUCUCCCGUCACUGCAUGUCUACUGCCGCGUUACGGGGGGGCAUCGGGAGUAGUAGUAACUCCGGCGUGUUACUGCGGCAUCAUAAUUAUUCCGGGCAUCAUGCUCGGAGCACGAAAUUCCCGCGUCCGCGUCUUAUUCGUUCGCGAGACGAUGGCUUUAUGAUUCGGGCCGGGGAGCACAGGAAGGAUCACGAAUCGCGGCAGCAGAGUUUCGCGUUCCUCGGAUUUUCGCCACCGCCGGACCACGAAGCUGCUCGUAACACUGUUACCCGAAAGCGUUACAACGAGCUGCCUCGCGCCGUUUGCGUUGUCGCUAGUAACCGCCGCCGACUCAGCCGGUGUCGAGCACAAUCGGCAGUUGGCGAUAGGGAUACGCCUAGCGAAACAGCGUCUGUUACCUCCAGAUUGUUACCGAUUUCGCUGGCGGUGGUCGCCGCGGCGGCGGUGGCUGCGGCUACUGUUAGAGCGAACUGGCGAUUCUUCAGCAGCGAAUGGUUCUUGACGAUAUUGGCGAAGCUGAUUGGUUACAUCCUGAUCACUGCAUCGACGGUGGUGAAGCUUCCUCAGAUCAUGAGAAUAGUUCGGAGCAGGAGCAUCGAGGGGUUGAGCUUACCAGCCUUUGAGCUCGAGUGCAUUGGCUACACCGUCUCGCUGCUCUUCUGCUGGACGCGGAAAGUGCCCUUCAGUGCGUAUGGCGAGAUGUUCUUCCUCACCGCUCAGUCCAUGGCUCUCGUGAUGCUGAUUUACCACCACUCCUCAAAAUUGGGCAACCAGAGAUAUUUGAGGGCGGGCAUCUACAUGGGGAUCGUAGCGUGCCUGAUGUCUGGAGUCAUGCAUCCAGCCUGGUUCGAAGCGCUCUAUAACGGGCAAACUGCGAUUUUCACUCUCUCAAGAAUACCACAGAUCUGGGAAAACUUUGUGGCCUCUAGCACAGGGCAGCUGAGCCUCACCACCACCGCGAUGAGUGCAGCAGGGUGUGCAGCCCGUUUGUUCACCAGCAUUCAGGAAAAAGCGCCUCACAGCAUGGUCAUAGCGAGCAUCGCCGGUCUUAUGUCAAACGGAGUGCUUCUCUCGCAGAUCCUUGCAUACGCCAAGCCAAAAGCCACCACAAGCGAGUCGACACCUUCGGUAGUUGAGCCAACAUUAGAUGCCCGCCCUCCCUCGGACUAACAGGGUACCCUUAGCUGUGCACCUUCACUUUAAGCACUCCCCAGUCAAUUGUUCGUUGGACAGGUGGUUGCCUUUAGGUAGUUUUUGUCUCCUGGCUCCUGCCAAGUUGCCUUGCCACCAGUCUACUCAUUCCUGUCAUGCCCUCGUUUCUUGUCUCCAGUAUUUCGUAGGCAAUGGGAUGGAAGGCAGUCUCAGAAUAUGAGAAUUUUUUUUUGUAGUAAAAAAUUUACAGAUUGUGA